CCUUAUCCCAUCCAUUACACCUACUUUACUCUUCCACCAUCUCCCUCACUCCACCUCUCCCCUCCUCACAUACUUAACUAACCCCUCUCUCACACAACCCCGCCUCCCAUCAAAAAAGAUAAUUCAAAAAUGGCCGACAUCCUAACCCAACUCCAAACCUGCCUUGACCAACUAGCAACCCAAUUCUACGCCACCCUAGGCUACCUAACAGCCUACCACGACAACAGCGCGGCGACCGUGCCCCCGCAAACGCCGCACGCCGCGCCCGCGCUCGCCAAAAUCCCCAAGACCUCCUCCGCGCCGCCGGUGCCCGCCAGCGCCCCCCUCGCCGCCCAGCAGCAGAGCAACCAAACCCAACAAACACCAGCUGAGAACCCAGCACCGGUCCAACCAGGCGCACCGGAGGACACCCCGACGCAAGACCCCACGCUCCCGCCGGCGCCCGACUCGCCGCGGACGUUCGCGGCGCGGCAGCGCGAGCUGGCGCGGGAUCUGGUGAUCAAGGAGCAGCAGAUUGAGUAUCUGAUCAGUGUGCUGCCCGGGAUCGGGUCGAGUGAGGCGGAGCAGGAGCGCCGCAUCAAGGAGUUGGAGGGGGAGUUGAGGCGGUGGGAGGGGGUGCGCGGGGAGCGGAUGCAGGAGCUCAAGGCGUUGAGGGGCCGCUUGGAGGGGGUGUUGGGGGCGAUGGAGGUGGGGGUUUAUGGGGAGCGUGCUUAG
Aspergillus japonicus CBS 114.51 is the source of this 714-nucleotide messenger RNA. RefSeq names its product putative RNA polymerase II transcription mediator complex subunit Srb7. Gene Ontology annotation, biological process: regulation of transcription by RNA polymerase II. Gene Ontology annotation, cellular component: mediator complex. Bases 130 to 714 code for a protein of 194 amino acids. The transcript has 2 exons. Lineage: Eukaryota; Fungi; Ascomycota; Eurotiomycetes; Eurotiales; Aspergillaceae. The record is from RefSeq and is a predicted model, not a curated record. Gene Ontology annotation, molecular function: transcription coregulator activity.